Molecule: messenger RNA, 1068 nt
Organism: Pipistrellus nathusii (Nathusius's pipistrelle)
Lineage: Eukaryota; Metazoa; Chordata; Mammalia; Chiroptera; Vespertilionidae
Source: the annotation of a GenBank genome assembly
AUGCCGUUCCUCGGGCAGGACUGGCGGUCCCCCGGGCAGAGCUGGGUGAAGACGGCCGACGGCUGGAAGCGCUUCCUGGACGAGAAGAGCGGCGGCUUCGUGAGCGACCUCAGCAGCUACUGCAACAAGGAAGUCUACAACAAGGAGAAUCUUUUCAACAGCCUCAACUAUGACGUGGCGGCCAAGAAGAGAAAGAAAGACAUGCUGAACUGCAAAACCAAAACUCAGUAUUUUCACCAAGAAAAAUGGAUCUAUGUUCACAAAGGAAGUACUAAAGAGCGCCAUGGUUAUUGCACGUUGGGGGAAGCUUUCAACAGGCUGGACUUCUCCACCGCCAUCCUGGACUCCAGGAGAUUUAACUACGUUGUCCGGCUGUUGGAGCUGAUAGCGAAGUCACAGCUCACGUCCCUGAGUGGCAUUGCCCAGAAGAACUUCAUGAACAUUUUGGAAAAAGUGGUACUGAAAGUCCUUGAAGACCAGCAGAACAUUAGACUAAUCAGGGAACUGCUCCAGACCCUCUACACGUCCUUGUGCACGCUGGUGCAGAGGGUCGGCAAGUGCGUGCUGGUCGGGAACAUCAACAUGUGGGUGUACCGGAUGGAGACGAUCCUGCACUGGCAGCAGCAGCUGAACAACAUUCAGAUCACCAGGCCUGCCUUCAAAGGCCUCACGUUCACCGACCUGCCUCUGUGCCUGCAACUGAACAUCAUGCAGAGGCUGAGCGACGGGCGCGACCUGGUCAGCCUGGGCCUGGUGGGCCCCAACCUGCACGUGCUCAGCGAGGACCGGCUGCUGUGGAAGAGGCUCUGCCUGUACCACUUCUCCGAGCGGCAGAUCCGCAAGCGGUUGAUCCUGUCGGACAAAGGACAGCUGGAUUGGAAGAGGAUGUAUUUUAAACUCGUGCGAUGCUACCCACGGAAAGAGCAGUACGGAGACACCCUACAGCUUUGCAAACACUGUCACAUUCUUUCCUGGAAGGGCACCGACCACCCGUGCACAGCCAAUAACCCCGAGAGCUGCUCCGUGUCCCUCUCUCCCCAGGACUUUAUCAACUUGUUCAAGUUCUGA